AUGCUGUUAGAAAAGCUCCCCCCAACGGCAUACCUUCCUACAUUUCUCUUUCUCUCCCUCUCUCUCGUGUUCGAAAACCGCACUGCGGCUCUUGCGAUUCCCGAGACCUCGCUCAACACUACUACGCCCAUCUGCAUGCGCAUGCGCAUGCGCAUGCUUUGCGAGCACAAGCCUAACUCGCGUGAGUAUUGUCGCGAGUUUGCUUCGCACUCGCUUGUGAAAGCACCUUACUGCAGGCUGUCGUGCGGGACGGACGAAGCGUGUACGGAAGCGCAGUCGUUAGACUUUGCAUCCCAACAGGCGGCGCUGUGUGCGCGGUGA
This is a messenger RNA of Bipolaris sorokiniana ND90Pr, 321 nucleotides long. RefSeq lists its product as uncharacterized. The record is from RefSeq and is a predicted model, not a curated record. The coding region runs from base 1 to 321 and encodes 106 amino acids. Lineage: Eukaryota; Fungi; Ascomycota; Dothideomycetes; Pleosporales; Pleosporaceae. The transcript is spliced from 3 exons.